Colias croceus (clouded yellow) is the source of this 1665-nucleotide messenger RNA. It is a transcript of the gene Gasz, whose product is annotated as ankyrin repeat, SAM and basic leucine zipper domain-containing protein 1. The transcript is spliced from 8 exons. The record is from RefSeq and is a predicted model, not a curated record. Gene Ontology annotation, molecular function: protein binding. Bases 153 to 1592 code for a protein of 479 amino acids. Gene Ontology annotation, biological process: protein localization to ciliary inversin compartment. NCBI's taxonomy places the organism in Eukaryota, Metazoa, Arthropoda, Insecta, Lepidoptera, Pieridae. Gene Ontology annotation, cellular component: ciliary inversin compartment.
UGUACUUUGUACACUUCAAGUUUCAACUUUUGCGAAAUUUUAUUUGAAAUUUGAUUCGUUAUGUGUAACAUAAAUUCAUAAUUAGUAGUAUUCUAAUUCAUGAUUUGCAAUAAACAGUUUUACCACUAAACGUCUUAGAUAACACAAAUAAUAUGUUUCGGCCAGCGGGUCUCUCUGAUGAAGAAUCAAACAGUGAUGAUGAGUAUGGAUUUUAUGAAACGCCGAGAAAAAAGUAUACAUUUUCUAAUAACUAUGAAAAUUCUCGGAAGAAGGUUGAAAAUCGAUUACAAGAUGCUGUUAUAAAUGGAAAUCUCAAGGAGAUAGAAAAAAUUGUUGCUCUAGAUCUGAAUAAUGAUGCAAAUUUUAAGCUUGAAAGUGGGUGGACUGCUCUUAUGCACGCCUGUUUUCAUGCUCAAAAAAAGAUAGUGGAGUUUCUCUUGGAAAAGGGAGCAGAUCCCAAUUUACAUGCUGACUCGAUGACACCAGUGAUGGCGGCUUGUUCAAAUAACAGCGGCAGUGAUGAUAUAAUACAUGACAUAGUUAGUAAUCUCUCAAACCAUGACUGUCUCCUGAACAUUGGAGAUAAGUAUGGGCAAACACCUCUCAUGAGGGCUGUGAGCAGUGGCCGUACGUCUGUUGUGGAACUGAUAUUGAGCAAAAAUGUUAACAUUGAAAUGAGGGAUAGACAAGGGUGGACUGCACUAUUUUGGGCUGUACAUCAUAAUCAACCAAAGAUUUUGGAGAUUCUCAUAUCAAAAGGGGCAAGAUUGACUGAAGUAGACAUGCAAGGUAGAACUGUGUUGGACAUAGCGCAAUCUCAUGAAUAUCCACAGAUUAUAGAAAUACUCAAUCAGCAUUUGAAACUCGAUAACAGUGAUGAAGAUUUGUUGGGUACUGAGGUAUCAGAUUUGGCCACAUGGCAGGAUUAUUAUCCAGGCUUAAUAAAUGAUGAAAGACCAAAGUACACCAGUGAAAUAAGACAUCUUUUAUAUGGAAUGAAUUGUGAAAGGUUACACAGUUUAAUGCUGCAAAAUAAUGUGGAUUUAAAGACAUUCCUUCUACUAGAGGAAAAUGAUAUGAUCAAAUUAGGAAUAGAAAUGCCCUUUGAAAGACAAAGGCUCAAACAUGGUAUUCGCUCAUUUCAUGUGAAGGGAUGGAAGUUGAAUACAGUAGCAGGUCUACAUAUUCAGAAAAGUGAUAACUACAGCCUCCAAGAUUGUCUGGCAACUUUAGGGAGUCAUUUGCAACAAUUAUACAUAUUGGAAUCAACUAUACAAUAUCUUAUGAGAGACUAUUGUAAAAUACACAAUCAAAUAAAGUUUGAGCCACCAGAUUCACCAAUCUUAAACAAAAUGCAGUCUGCUGCUAAGAAGCUGUUGGCCAAUAUUAAUAGUAUUAGAAGAGAAAUUAAUAUCAUGAAAAGCAUCCACACUAAGAUAAGCAAAAACAAUCCGAAACCCGCCGACCUAAUAAAAGAAAAGUCAACCAAAGAAUUGGCUAUGGGAUACCUGACUGAUGCUGUUGUUAUCUGCUCAUUGGGUUUCCUCGCAUAUCAUGCGAGAACCUAUGUUACCAGUUUUUUAAGGAAAUAAAUAUUUGUAUGUUGUAUAUUAUAUUGUUUUUAACACGUAACAGUUAAUACACAUUUAACGAUUUCAAAGAUUA